AUAAACGAAGAAGAAGAAGAGAAGGCAAUAAUGGCAGCCAAGAAACUCCCUGAGGACCUCAUAGUGGAAAUACUUUCAAGGCUUCCGGUCAAAUCUCUUCUAAGAUUCAGGUGUGUAUGCAAACCCUGGUGUGUUCUUAUUACCGAUCCUACUUUCGUCAAAAUGCACAUCAACCGAUCCCUUGCAACCAAUAGCAACCUCAUCUUCAUUCUCAUAAAACCCUCUUUUAAUCUCCAGUUUUUUAAUUUAAAUGAUGGGGAUGAACAACUAGAAGCAGCUGUAGAAAUCGAUCAUCCGCCGCUUUACAAUUCAGAAUUUAAAGCCGAAUUAGUGGGUUCAUGCAACGGUUUACUCUGUAUAACCUACUCUGUCCAUAUCAUAUUCCUUUGGAAUCCUCUUACCAGAAGGCAUCAGAAGCUACCCGAUACGCCCAUUACACCUAUUGAGUUAUUUGAGUUUCCAGUCAGAUUUGAUUAUCACCCAAACAUUGUUUAUGGAUUCGGUUACGAUGCCACCACCGAAGAUUUCAAGCUGGUAAGGAUUGUGCAGUUCUACACUCGCUAUCAGCACUCUGACCGUCACUACUCUGGCCAUUCAGAGGUGAAGGUUUACUCACUUAGCACCAAUUCAUGGAGAAGGAUCAGGAGACUUGCCAUUCCAUCUCAGAUACAUUUUGGGAUCAGGACAUUUUUGCGAAUUCUUCUCUUCACUGGGUUAGCACCAAUAUUAAUUGCAAGUUUAUCGUUUCCUUUGAUCUUAAAGAUGAGGAGUUUCGAAAGGUGUCACCGCCUGAUUUUGCGAAAAAUAAGUUUCAUUGGGAUGUUUGGUUUCAUGGAGGACAAUUCUGUUUGCUCCAUACCUUUAACAGCAAUUUUAAUAUUGAGUGUAGCUUCUAAUGCUGAAGUUAUACUCACGAAUGAUGGAGAUGAAGAAGCGUUGUUCUUGCAUGAUCCCCUUAAAGGAGGAAGGGUUAGGAUUCUUGAUACAAGUGGUUGCAGGACUUUCAUAAAGACUUGCUUUGGGAAUCUCGUUCCACCCAAUGCCAAAGAUUGA
Molecule: messenger RNA, 1053 nt
Organism: Telopea speciosissima
Lineage: Eukaryota; Viridiplantae; Streptophyta; Magnoliopsida; Proteales; Proteaceae
Product: F-box protein CPR1-like
Exons: 3
Coding region: 31-1053 (340 amino acids)
Molecular function (GO): protein binding
Source: RefSeq, a predicted model, not a curated record